UGCGGGUAUUACCGCCCAGCGGCAAAUACCGCCCACUCUAUAAAAUAUCUUAAAUAUAGAGAAAUAGUAACUUUGGCAACAUCGAAAUGACGCCACGAUACUACUGAGAGAACCGUGCAACAAGGUCGCCGGCCAUAAGCAUAUUUAGUUGUUUCAGAGAAGUCAACGUGUUUUGUGUGGUGCCACUAUAAUUUUUAGGAGCUCGAAAAUAAUUUGAUAAAGAAUGCCAAAGACAAUGAUGAAUUCGCGGAAAAAGGCAACAUGGAGCGCAGAACAGCUUCAGGAAGCUAUAAAUGCAGUUAGAAGCGGAAAGGGGAAAAGGCAAAGUGCAAGAGAGUUUGGUAUCCCAUAUUCUACAUUAAAAGAUAGGUUAAAUACAAACACUGCUUGUGCAGCACAACUAGGUCGUCAUCCUAUAUUUUCCACUGAACAAGAAAAGCGAGUGGCUGAUCGCUGCAUCUAUUUGGCAAAGAUGUUCUAUGGUCUAACGGCCACUGAUUUACGAAAAAUCGUCUACGAGUUUGCGGUUAAAAAUAAUAUCAAACACUGCUUCAACGAUGACAAAAAAAUGGCCGGUAAAGACUGGCUUCAAGCUUUCUUAAAACGGCAUCCAAAUCUUAGUUUGAGGAAACCCGAGACAACCAGUUUAGGGAGAAUUUCGGGUUUUAAUGUUGAAAGUGUAGGCCUUUUUUUCAAAAAUUUAAAUAUAGUUUUAACAAAAUAUAACUUUCAAGCCUGCCGCAUAUUUAAUGUUGACGAGACAGGCAUUACCACGGUGCAGGUUCCAUCCAAAAUUGUAGCUCCAAAAGGUGUCAAACAACUGGGAAAAGCUGUAAGUUGGGAGAGAGGUCGAAAUAUAACUCUGUGCUGCUCAGUAAGUGCAUCAGGGAUAUAUACAGGGAAAGUCUUCGAUGAUAGUUCUUCAAGCGGUUCAUCCCUACACGAUGAAAUGGAGAUUUGCAAUGACCACAGUUCCGAUGAUCCCAGCAGCGACGUAUAA
Molecule: messenger RNA, 1000 nt
Organism: Diabrotica virgifera virgifera (western corn rootworm)
Lineage: Eukaryota; Metazoa; Arthropoda; Insecta; Coleoptera; Chrysomelidae
Exons: 4
Coding region: 224-1000 (258 amino acids)
Cellular component (GO): nucleus
Molecular function (GO): DNA binding
Source: RefSeq, a predicted model, not a curated record